Octopus sinensis (East Asian common octopus) is the source of this 5268-nucleotide messenger RNA. RefSeq names its product low-density lipoprotein receptor-related protein 2-like. Gene Ontology annotation, biological process: proteolysis. Gene Ontology annotation, molecular function: serine-type endopeptidase activity; protein binding. Lineage: Eukaryota; Metazoa; Mollusca; Cephalopoda; Octopoda; Octopodidae. Gene Ontology annotation, cellular component: plasma membrane. The transcript has 33 exons. Bases 1 to 4701 code for a protein of 1566 amino acids. The record is from RefSeq and is a predicted model, not a curated record.
AUGAGGGUAUCGUAUUGGCUGUCCUUAAGUAAAUCGUCUGCCCAUGCAGUCUCCUGCGGAUGGGGUCGAUUCCGAUGUGAAGAUGGCAGUUGUAUUGAUUCCUUGUUGAAGUGUGAUGGGGUGAAUCACUGUAAAGAUGGCAGUGAUGAACGCUACUGUUUUAAGACCUCCACAGUAUAUCCAGGUCUGUGCCACUGGAACCAGUAUCGCUGCAAUAACGGACAAUGCAUUGACAUGAAGCAAAAAUGUGACCGAAUCAAGCAGUGUUCAGAUGGCAGUGACGAACAGUACUGUAAAGAAAUAGUUACUGUACCAGCAGGUAAUUGCAACUGGCAUCAGUUCCAGUGUGAUAAUGGUCAAUGUAUUGAAUCCUACUUAAAGUGUGACCGAAUAUGGCAUUGCCAAGACGGCAGUGAUGAGCAGCAUUGUUCCAAACCAAACCAAAAAGCAGAAUGUGAGAACCAUGGUUUCCUCUGUGAAGAUGGAAAAUGUCUGCAACGAAAACUGGUCUGUGAUGGAGUCUAUGACUGUCCACGUGGAGAUGAUGAGAGAAAUUGUGAAGCUUCAAAAGAGAAGAAAAAGCCCAUCAAAAAGACUACUACGACUACAACAGCACCAACAACGACCACCACUGUAAAAACACAAUUUUGCAGAAAGGGUGAGUUUGACUGUGGCAACAAACAGUGCAUUCCACUGGCGUUUGUAUGUGAUGUCAUUCCUGAUUGUGACAAUGACCGUGAUGAAGAAAACUGCACAGUUAUUGAUAUAACUCUACCUCCACCACACAGGAAAGCCUGUAAGCCUAAUGAGUUCUACUGUGAUGAAGACCAGUGCAUACCAAAAGAUUACGUCUGUGAUGUCAUACCAGACUGUGAAAACGGCCAUGACGAACUCCACUGUAGCGUUCCCACAUCUAAUUCAUCACAGGCAGCACUGAAAGGCUGCCUUGAUGGAUUUAAGCCCUGUUUGGAUGGUGUUUGUGUCAGCGGAAACAAAUUCUGUGACGGUCUUCCAGACUGCCUGGACAAAUCAGAUGAAUUCAACUGCACUUUGUUUGGGUCUACAACCAAUAUCACAGCAAAAAAAGCUUGUUUUUCCAACCAGUUCCAAUGUAAGAAUGGCAGAUGUAUUCCACAGCACCAACGAUGUGAUGACUGGCCAGAUUGUGAAGAUAAAUCUGAUGAAGAAAAGUGCAUCGUACCACCUGUGGGAGAAUCACAAUCUCUCACACAGACGAAGAACAAAGACAAAACAGGGCUCUGUCCAAGUGGUUCUUUCCAUUGCCCAAAUGGCUUGUGUAUUAGCCAAAGCAAACUGUGUGAUGGCUGGCCAGAUUGUCAGGACCUUUCUGAUGAGAAACACUGCAUUGUAACUACAAAGAAACCACCACCAACAGUUCAAACUACUGUUGCUUCCACAACAUUUGACCACCUUAUUACAUCGCCAUCGUCACCAUCAGGUAAAGCUUCUCUCACCACCCCAAGAAAGCCAUUCAAAGUCAAUUCUGACAUCUCUUUAAACCACACGGAUGCGCUUCAGGAAUCGCAACCAAUGACACAACCUUUCACUACGGAUGUAUUACACACGUCUUCUCCCUUUGUGAAACCUACCACAACCCCUUUAGCAAACCAGGAAAAGUUGCACUCUUCAACACAAUCCUUUCUCUCACAAAAUCCUUCAACACCAACCCUGCGCAAAAUCAGACCAACUGCAGCAAAAUUUCCAAGGAUUUCAGCUUGCCUUCCGGGUCAUUUCCACUGCACCAGUGGUGGUUGCAUACACCAAGUAAACCGCUGCGAUGGAUGGACGCAUUGUGAUGACAAUUCUGAUGAAACCGACUGCUUUGCACCAGAACAAACCUCCUGGCCGACUGAGACGAGGUGUCCUUCAACCAACUUCCGUUGUGAUGACGGAACCUGCAUAGAGCUGGAUGACAUUUGCGAUGGUUGGUUCGACUGCAAGGAUAAAAGUGAUGAGAUGCAAUGCAGUUAUAAGAUAAACUCCAAAAACACCAGCGAUGCCAAUGGUUGUGCCAACGAUGAGUUCCGUUGUCUCACUGGUCUCUGUAUUCCGCUGCCAUUCCGCUGCGAUACCGUUAUUGAUUGCGAUGACAAAACUGAUGAAGAAGGAUGUCACCAAAAUGCAAUGCCAACCGUUGCAACACUGCCAGGAUGUAAACCUAAUGAAUUCCAUUGCAAGAUCGGUCAGUGUAUAGACCAGGCAUUUGUCUGUGAUGGUCUCUAUGACUGUCCAGAUGCCAGCGAUGAGAAGAACUGUCCAGUUGGUGGGUCUACAAUACCAGCAACAACAACAGAAGCGACAGAUGUAAGUGCAUGUAUGAAAAACGAGCACAUGUGUCAGAAUGGUAAAUGCAUUCACCAGAACUACGUAUGUGAUGGCAUUCCAGACUGUCCGAAUGGUCAAGAAGAGAUGAACUGUAAAGAGAGAUCCACAAUUCCAGCAAGUGAAGAAACACCAUCAGACAACUGCAUUCCUCUGACCAUCAAAGAAUGCCAGGGACUGGGCUACACUCUCACCUACCUGCCAAACGUUUUUGGAGACGAGACCUUCCAGGAGGCAAGAAAUCGGUUCUACCAAAGCGCCAUGCCUAUCCUGCAGCACAGUUGUACACCUCUUGCAUUGACCUUGCUCUGUGGUACGAUCUUCCCAUUUUGUGAUAAUGGUGUCUCGAAAUACACCUGUAAACACAUCUGUGAUGAAGUGAAAGACCGUUGUGGUCAGGGCUCCAUCCUAAUGGACAGCUGUGACUGGUUGAUUGACGAGUCCAACUGGUGUUUCACUGGAAUGAACCGCUCUGCAACAGAGAAAGUGAGCACCAACGGCCACUCUCCUGGAACCAGCAAACCAGUAUGUAAAAAUGGUUUCUACCAAUGCCAAAACAGCAGUAUCUGUCUCCAUCCAGUCAAUCUCUGCGAUGGGGAACCUGCUUGCCCCAUGGCAGAUGAUGAACCAGAAAAUUGCAGUUGUUCUCCAAACCAGUUCAGGUGUCACAGUGGUCAGUGUGUGAUGCAAUCUCGCAGGUGUAAUGGCUAUAAGGACUGCAGGGACAACUCAGACGAGGCCCAUUGCUCAGCUGAAAAAUGCACUGGACGUCUGUGUAGUUCUGGACAAUGUGUGGCACCAGACAGUUUCUGUAAUGGUCAGUUUGAUUGUGAUGACCACAGUGAUGAAAAAUUUUGUGAAUGCAACUUUCCAAAACGACAAUGCAACAAUCUGUUGUGCAUUGACGCAGUAAAGUGGUGCAACAGAGAAGAUGACUGCGGCGACAACAGUGAUGAACAGAUGUGCAAUUGUUCCGUUGGUGAAGUAUCCUGUCCUGGAGGUAAAUGCAUCCCCCAGAAAUGGUGGUGUGAUGGCAGUAAUGACUGUCCUGGUGGAUUUGAUGAAGCUAAAUGUCAUCAAACUACUACAACAACAACAACAACUGCUGAGCCUACAGCAACAACAACACCAGAAAGUAUUUAUCCUUUCAAAGAUAACUGCAAGGCCAGUGAGUUCGUGUGUACUCGAGAGUAUCGCUGUAUCAACCGUAGCUCUGUGUGCGACAUGCACUGGGAUUGCUCUGAUGGUGAAGAUGAAGCCUUGUGUGUUUCACUGAGAAAAUAUGAUUCCUCAAAGUCGCUGCCUGUGUUGGCUCUCACUUUACGGGGUAAAACCAGCAUGGUCUGUGCCAACAAUUGGUCUAAAGAUUGGGCCUCGUUUGUCUGUAAAUAUCUCCGACACAAGAAUGUAAAUAGAGUUGAGUUACUUGAUGCACCUGAAAAUACCCACUCCUACCAGCAGAUCCUCAGUAAAACACUUAAAUACCCUCUUCAGAACUACAUCAGGACAGCAUCGUCUUGUGAAAGUAACAAGGUUGUUCAUAUGGCUUGUAAUGAAAGAGUUUGUGGCACCAACAAGCAUCAUUCAAUCCAGUAUCAGAAGUUUAUCAUCGGCGGAGACUUGGCUCACCGCUAUACCUGGCCCUGGGUAGCCUCUGUGCUCUACUUGGGAGAACCAAUAUGUGGCGCUACACUCAUUUCUGACCAAUGGCUUGUAACAGCAGCACAUUGUAUAGUGACAGGCAUGUGGAACCGGACCAUGGUACCUUACUAUUUCUCCAUUGUCCUCGGUGAGAUUGACCUGUACGAGGGGCUGAUGAACGGAACACGGAUCCCAGUUGACCGGAUUGUCAUGCCAGACCAGAUGAAGCUGGUUGCAUUUCACCCUCAUCCAGACAUUGCUAUGUUGCACCUCAGGUACCCCGUGACACCCAGCUUCCGCAUCAAGCCGAUCUGCAUGCCAGAGAUACCAAAACACGACGAAAGGUCGGCCUGCUACCUGACCGGAUGGGGCAGCUCCCAUAGGCUGGAAAACAGCAAACGCAGAUACAGCAACUAUUUACAUGAAGUGCGUAUGGUUAUUCGAGACAAUGCCAACUGUGCCGGGUUCCGACCACAGCCGGACUGGGAGCACAACUUGUGUGCUGGAUACAUGGAAAGUUCCAUCACCGGAUGUUACGGUGACAGUGGAGGUGCCUUGAUGUGCUGGGAACCAGACAAUCGGUGGACUAUUGUAGGAGUUUUGUCUAAAGGACGCUACAACUGUGCAGCCAAUUCUCCAAACGUUUUCACAAAGAUAUCGUCCAUGCGUGGUUGGAUUGAACGAUCCUUAGGGUGGAGCAACAAGUCACAAAACUAAACAUCUAGUGGACAGGUGUGUUGGGUUGUGUGGGUUGCUACAGAGGAAGAGUGAGGCCAAGGUUAGCAGUAAGAUGAUUGUGAAGAGUAAAGAAACACAGGCUGACAAUAUAUAAUGAGGUUUGCUGGGGUGUCUUGGGGACAGGUCCAAAGGGGCAACAGCAUUGCAGCAUUCUUGGAAUCCCUUCAAUAACUUUUGGAGUCUUUCACAAAAAAACUUUUGGAGUCUUUCACAAAAAGCUCCACUGGUAAUGUGGGUUUUGUUUCUAUCCUUAGGUUUUUAUUUUCAGUAUAGCCCCAUCAUAAUUGAUAUGCAUGCAAGUUAUGUGAAUUUUGUUUAUUUUUUAAUCAACUAAUAGUAUUCAAUUGUAGCCAAGAACCCUCACCAACCAACAUCGAUCUGAACUCAGCACUGUAAGUUAACACAAUGCUUAUUCUUCAUUGUACAGUACCAUUAAGAGGUGAGCUGGCAGAAACGUUGGCACGUCAGGCGAAAUACUUAGCGGUAUUUCAUCUGCCUUUAUGUUCUGAGUUUAAAUUCCACUCUGGUGGACUUUGCCUUUCAUCC